AUGGUAGGUGAUUUCUGCCUAUCCUUUGCCAAUGGCCUUUGGGUUAAGGAGUAUCUCCCCAUCAAACCUUCUUUCAAAGAGGUUGUAAACACUGCUUACAAGGCAGAUAUAAAACAUGUUAGUUUCCAUGACCCUCAAGAAGUGAGAUUGUUGUUCAUGAGAAGCUCUGAGAACCAAUUUGUAAAAGCCUUUGACGGCUUCAAAGUCUUGAAGCUUCGUUAUGCAUAA
Messenger RNA from Malus domestica (apple), 228 nucleotides. RefSeq names its product serpin-Z3-like. The record is from RefSeq and is a predicted model, not a curated record. Lineage: Eukaryota; Viridiplantae; Streptophyta; Magnoliopsida; Rosales; Rosaceae.